CGCUAGCACGAUGCUCUAAGAUAGCUUAAUCUCACGUAUUUGUUCCCUACAGGACAAGGAGGAGGCUCAAAGGAGUAUGUAAGGCCGUCGUAUUGGCUCCGUCGUGUCUUCCUAGCUCCAGCCGGGGGUUGGUUCGCUUUCUUCUUUAUGCGCCGUAAUUUCUCUUUCUCUCUUUCGCGCUCUUUGUCCUCGUCGUCGUCGUCACCAUCGUGAGCGGUUUUCGCUCUUUGUUCUUGUCGUCGCGUGAUCGUGAAUCACACUUGUGAGAGAGACAAAGAACAGCGACCCCCAACUUUCAGUUCAGCAGCAAUAUGCUUCUCCACGAAAAGCAAGACUCCUUCUCGCCGCUGAGGCAGAUCCUGGGCCAUGUCUCGCAGCGCCGCUACCGAAACUACGCCGCCGUCGGCAUCGCCCUGGUGCUGCUCUCCAUGGUCUGGCUGAGCGGCAGCCUGACGCUUCACUCGAGCAGGCAAAAGUUCCACGACGACUACGUUAGCAACCGCGUGCCCGAAUGGACCAGCAGGGUCAGCAAGUCCAACGAUAGCCACCUGAUUCCCGCCAAUAUCUGGCAGAUCGUCUUGCCCAAGACUCAGCCGUUUAUGGGCGAUCCGAAUCACGUUCAUAUAGACGCCAGACAGCUUGAAUUUACCGCUUCUUGGCUAGCCACAAACCCAGACUGGCAAUACACUCUGGUUGGCCAGAAGGGUGGUAACGAGUUCGUCGAGAGCCACUUCAAAACCAACCCCAAGAUCAUCGAGACCUACCACAACAUCAGCAACGUGGGCCAAAAGUCGGAUUUCCUGCGAUACCUUCUCCUCAGCGUCUACGGCGGCGUCUACACAGACACUGACACCGUCGCCCUCAAGCCCAUCGACGUCUGGGUCCCGAAAGCCUUCCGGGAUAAAGCCCGCCUUGUAGUGGGGAUUGAGUUCGAUCGCCGUGACGGCGGCCCGUGGGCCGACAUCCCCCACUGGCUCCAGUUCUGCCAGUGGACCAUUGCUGCUGCUCCCGGCCAUCCUGUCUUUACUAGGAUGGUGAACCGUGUGCUGAAGUCUCUUGACGACUUGUCGGAUCUUCACGGGGUGCCUAUUAGCCAGCUCCAGCCCGAGAGCUUCGAGGUCAUGAACUCGACGGGUCCGGCGGCCUGGACCGACAUGGUCUUUGAGCAGUUGCAAGUGUAUAACCCUCUUCUCAACGAUACACAGGAUCUGUCUUUUAUGGAAGAGCCCACCCUCAUCGGCGACAUUUUGAUCCUGCCCAUUGACGGCUUCGGCAUGGGCCAGGAUCACUCAAAAAGCACAAACGACGGAAGCAUUCCCCCGACGGCCAUGAUGAGACAUAUGUUCCAGGGAUCAUGGAGAGGAGACUAAAUGUGCUGGGAUGUGUUCCUUUUGUAUGAAUAAUGGGAUUGUACUUUUUUUUUUAUGAGGAAGCGUUUUUGGCUAUGGACAUGAUAUACGUUACAAAGCAUCUUGUGUCGAACGGGCUUUGUUUAUGAGUUUUGGCACUUUUGGGUUAUACGGCCUCUGGGGCGAUUUUGUAUUGCCUUUU
Trichoderma harzianum CBS 226.95 is the source of this 1551-nucleotide messenger RNA. Its product is annotated as glycosyltransferase family 32 protein. Gene Ontology annotation, cellular component: mannan polymerase complex. The transcript has 2 exons. Gene Ontology annotation, biological process: protein N-linked glycosylation. Lineage: Eukaryota; Fungi; Ascomycota; Sordariomycetes; Hypocreales; Hypocreaceae. The record is from RefSeq and is a predicted model, not a curated record. Gene Ontology annotation, molecular function: alpha-1,6-mannosyltransferase activity. Bases 312 to 1370 code for a protein of 352 amino acids.